AUGGCUUCCCAGGGCUACAAGACCUCCUUUUCUUCUGGUUCUCUCAAGGGUCUGUGUGGGGCAAGUGGGGGCUCCACUCGCAUAUCCACCGUGUACUCCAGCAGCUCCUGUAAGCUCCCUAGUCUUUCUCAUGGCGGCCGGAGCUUCUCCACCUGCUCUGCUGGCUUAGGCAGACCCAGGUGUAGGACUGCUAGCUGGUUGCCUUCUUUCUGCCCUCCCACUAGUGGGUUCUCCUCCAGCUAUUCUGGGGUUGGGGGCUGGUUUGGUGAGGGUAUCCUCAAUGGCAAUGAGAAGGAGACCAUGCAGUUCUUGAAUGACCGUCUGGCCAACUACUUGGAGAAGGUGCGGCAGCUGGAGAAGGAGAAUGCAGACCUGGAGGGCAGGAUCAGAGAGUGGUGUGAGCAACAAGUCCCUUACAUGUGCCCUGAUUACCAGUCCUACUUUAGGACCAUCGAGGAGCUGCAGAAGAAGACUCUCUGUACCAAGGCAGAGAAUGCCAGGCUGGUGGUGCAGAUCGACAAUGCCAAACUGGCUGCCGAUGAUUUCAGAACCAAGUAUGAGACAGAGGUGUCCCUGCGCCAGCUGGUGGAGGCUGACAUCAAUGGCCUGCGCAGGAUCCUGGAUGACUUAACCCUGUGCAAGGCUGACCUGGAGGCCCAGGUAGAGUCCCUGAAGGAGGAGCUGCUCUGUCUCAAGAAGAAUCACGAGGAGGAAGUGAACGCGCUGCGCUGUCAGCUGGGCGAUAGGCUCAACAUCGAGGUGGACUGUGCCCCACCUGUUGACCUGAACCGAGUGCUGGAUGACAUGAGGUGCCAGUACGAGACGCUGGUGGAGAACAACCGCCGAGACGCUGAGGACUGGUUCAAUACCCAGACAGAGGAGCUGAAUCAGCAGGUGGUGUCCAGUUCCGAGCAGCUGCAGAACUGCCAGUCAGAGAUCAUUGAGCUGAGACGCACCGUCAACUCCCUGGAGAUUGAGCUGCAGGCCCAGAACAGCCUGAGAGAUGCUUUGGAAUCGACCUUGGCAGAAACUGAAGGUCGCUACAGUUCCCAGCUGUCCCAGAUGCAGUGCAUGAUUGGGAACAUUGAGUCCCAGCUGGCUGACAUCCGCUCUGACCUGGAACGCCAGAACCAGGAAUAUAAGGUUCUCUUGGAUGUCAAGGCCCGGCUGGAAUGUGAAAUUGCCACAUACCGAGGCCUUUUAGAGAGUGAAGACUGCAAGCUCCCCUGUAACCCCUGUACCCCUGAUUUCUCACCCUGCAAGCCCUGCCUCCCCUGCCCCACAGCUGUCGCCUGCAGUCCCAGUGUGCCCCGCACAGCCUGUGGACCACGUAUGGUCUGUGUGCCCUGCCCUGGGGGUCGAUACUGAAGUCAGGCUGCUCCAAGAAUCUUCAGGAUCCUUGAUUUUCGGGUAUAUGUUCGAUAGAAAAUGCUCAACCACAAUCCUACUCUUGCAGGGGUGUAGCACAAAGUUCUUGGUCCUAACCCCACUUCUGGGGAGGAUGAAUAAAUAAAAUAUUUUCAAGAUUAUUCCUGAUCAGUCACUAGGGCUGGUUUUUCUUGAAGGUCUCAGCUCCUGAUCAUUUCAGUGUUUCAAUGGGUAUCGUGGUCUUUGUUCUCAGGGUAUCUCCUGUAUCAUAUUUUGCUUCUGGAUACUGUUCAAAACGGAUACUGCAAUGCACAGGAGUGCUUUUGUUAGCUGGCUAAUAAAGGUGAUU
This is a messenger RNA of Gracilinanus agilis (Agile Gracile Mouse Opossum), 1717 nucleotides long. It is a transcript of the gene KRT35, whose product is annotated as keratin 35. The record is from RefSeq and is a predicted model, not a curated record. Lineage: Eukaryota; Metazoa; Chordata; Mammalia; Didelphimorphia; Didelphidae. The coding region runs from base 1 to 1368 and encodes 455 amino acids. The transcript has 7 exons. Gene Ontology annotation, molecular function: structural molecule activity.